Danaus plexippus (monarch butterfly) is the source of this 721-nucleotide messenger RNA. It is a transcript of the gene baf, whose product is annotated as barrier-to-autointegration factor. Bases 131 to 403 code for a protein of 90 amino acids. Gene Ontology annotation, molecular function: DNA binding. The transcript is spliced from 2 exons. The record is from RefSeq and is a predicted model, not a curated record. NCBI's taxonomy places the organism in Eukaryota, Metazoa, Arthropoda, Insecta, Lepidoptera, Nymphalidae.
AUCAGUAUAGUCUGUGACAAAAUGCUAUGUAAUUAAAGUUUGAAAGCAAGAAUAAUUUAUGCCGAUUUCCUUAAACUCGCGUUUUGCGAUAUUUCUUUUUUUGUGAUAAAUUUGUUUGGUAUAAAAUAAAAUGUCGAGUACCUCCCAAAAACAUCGCAACUUUGUUGCCGAACCCAUGGGUGAAAAGUCUGUUACAGAUUUAGCUGGUGUUGGUGAAGUGCUAGGAAAGCGUCUAGAAACCGCUGGCUUUGAUAAAGCUUAUGUUGUAUUGGGUCAAUUUUUGGUAUUGAAAAAGGACAAGGAAUUAUUUCAAGAAUGGAUGAAGGAGACAUGCAGUGCUAAUUCCAAACAAUCUGCUGACUGCUACCAAUGUUUAAAAGAUUGGUGUGAUGAAUUUUUGUAAACAUUUACUGAGUGAAAGGAUACUUUAUUUUAUAUAUACUUGUAUAUGUAAUAGCUACAUAUGGUUAUAAUAGGUGUAUUGUGUAAAUAAUAUAAGAUUUGUUAAAUUAACUGAACAAAUUAUGUCUAUUUAAGUACAAAUGUCUGUUCAGUAUAUUCUAUUAUAAGUAUAAGCUGUGUGGAAUAUAUGUUUUUUUGAAAUCCUAAUGAUUCUUAAUCUGUUGAUUGUCAUAAUUUUAAUUUCUGGUCACACAAUUUUGUAGAAUUCAUAACUGAUCUAAUAAUUUGUUAUUCUGAUAAUAUAUGUUUUAAUAAUAAA